Molecule: messenger RNA, 2064 nt
Organism: Ctenopharyngodon idella (grass carp)
Lineage: Eukaryota; Metazoa; Chordata; Actinopteri; Cypriniformes; Xenocyprididae
Gene: tecrl2a
Product: trans-2,3-enoyl-CoA reductase-like 2a
Exons: 14
Coding region: 228-1145 (305 amino acids)
Biological process (GO): very long-chain fatty acid biosynthetic process
Molecular function (GO): oxidoreductase activity, acting on the CH-CH group of donors
Source: RefSeq, a predicted model, not a curated record
AGAAUUAACACUGGAAUUACCACAGGAAAGGACGGAGCUGCCUGUCCAACUCGGAGGGACAUUACGUCAGACAAGGGCCCCGGAAUGAGCAGAACAAUAUUUUUUGAGGCCUUGAAAGUGGUAAGAACGUUGCAGUCUAUCGGAGGCCAGAAAGCUCACGGAUUUCAUCAAAAAUAUCUUAAAUUGUGUUCUGAAGAUGAACGAAGGUCUUACGGGUUUGGAACGACAUGAGGGUAAAAAUUCUAGAUUCAAAUACCAAAGAACAACUCUGUUUUCUUGACAAGGUUGAACCCCAUUCAAGCAUAGGUGACAUUAAGAGUUUGUUUCACAAGUCAUAUCCCAAAUGGUAUCCAGCUAGACAAGCCCUGAAGCUGGACCCCAAAGGAAAAGCACUGAGAGAUGAUGAUGUACUACAGAAUCUGUCUGUUGGGACCUCAGCGACCAUGUAUUUUAGAGACCUUGGCCCACAACUGGGAUGGACAAUGGUUUUUCUGGCGGAGUACACUGGUCCCCUUCUGAUAUAUCUCCUCUUCUAUGUCCGUGUCCCAUACAUCUAUAGCCACAAAUACACCUUCACCUCCAGCUCUCAUACUGUGGUCAGUUUGGCUUGUGCUUGUCACUCCUUUCACUAUAUUAAGAGGCUAUUCGAAAUAGUAUUUGUGCAUCGGUUUUCUCAAGGCACUAUGCCUCUCAGAGCCAUUGUAAGGAAUUGUGCAUAUUACUGGGGUUUUGCAGCAUGGUUAGCAUACUACAUCAAUCAUCCUCUCUACACACCACCAUCAUAUGGAGAGAAACAGAUCAACUAUGCACUAAUUAUUUUUGUGUUAUGCGAGGCAGGUAAUUUCUCCAUCCACUGGUCAUUGAACAGUUUAAAAUGUGAAGGUACAAAAUGUCGGAGGUUCCCACAUCCAUCCAAAAACCCUUUUACAUGGCUCUUUUACUUUGUAUCAUGUCCCAACUACACAUAUGAGGUGGGUGCUUGGGUGGGCCUGUCCAUCAUGACCCAGUGCGUUCCAGUGGCUCUCUUCACACUUGUAGGUUUCAUUCAAAUGACCAUCUGGGCCAAAGGAAAACACAAAACUUACAUCCGAGAGUUUAAGGAUUACCCAAAUCUCCGCAUGCCAAUCCUCCCCUUCAUCCUCUGACAUUCAUAUAUACCGACUUCAGGUCAAAAUCACUCCAGAGACAUUAUGAUUUUGGCUGAGAGAACUAUGACACAUCUGAACAGCUGCAUGGAAAUGAAGCUGAUUUCUGACACCCUCUGGGCAGGAUUAUGAAAGUUAAAUCCUCUUUUCAAAAAUAUCUCACGGUUAUCAUGCAAGAUGAUGUCGCACAUUGUUGUGGGUACAAUGGUAUGCUACUUGGGAUUUGAAAUAAGCAGAUUUGUGGGAAUUUGUGUUGACGCAAUAUAUUUGUGUGGGUUAAAUCAUUACAACAGCCAUCCAUGUGCAAUAUACAGAACUCUAUCUCUGUAAACCAACUACUUCAGCAUGAAAGAAAAUCGUUUUUCUUAAACACAGGGAAACACUGAGCUACAUCAGGGAAUUCAAAACUAUAUUUAUAUGAAACGUUUUGGGUCAAAUAAAAAUAAUUAGUUUUACCUGAAAUCUCAUUAACUGGUUUAAAUGGUUAUAUAACCAUUAAACAAAUAUGUCUAGACUGUAUUGAAAAUGGUAGCAUUAAUUCUUGACAAGGUUCACAGUGAGCGACAACAUUGUACCGUUUUAAUAGUAUUAUUUUGGUGAAUUUUUACAAAAAGAAAAAAAUCAACUUUCUACAAUUCCAUUUCUAGUAAUUACAAAAUUAAAAAUGUAACAUUUAGUUCAUUUACAGCAAUUGUUUGUAUGCUACUCUUUUCUAACUUGGCAAGAAUUCUUUAAGCUGUGACCUGCAAUGUGUCACAAUGCAAUAUGCAUUUCAAUAGCAAUAGCCUUUGCAAUAAAAUCUAUUGCAUCAUUUGAUUUGUUUUUAAAACAAAAUUCUUUGUAAAAAAAAAAAAAAAAAAAAAAAGUGGUAUUAAUAAUAAAUAUCACUUUUGAUAAUAAAGUGCUACAGUAUUCAUAA